AAUUUGAAUUUAACAAUUCCCAACUUGAGCGUGUCCAAACUGCGACGAAGGCGAUCAAGAAGGGAGAUAAUGCUUCCGCGAUUUUAGAGCUUCAGAAAGUAGAAGAUGAUAUCCUCAAGCGUAACAAGCUUAUUAGAAUUGCAGACAAGUCUGAAGAUGGUUGGAAGGUGGUUGAUGAGUACCUAUCGGAGGAACUCGCAAGUGAUUCCGAUGACGACAAGAAAAUCAGAGCUGCUCAAAACAGAGCAGCUUCAAAACGUAGGAAAGCGAAGAUUAACAGGUCCAAGGCUACACCCUACAAAUCCCAACGUCGGCCUCAGGAAACUUUCCCUAAUCCUGAUGCUACUUUUCGUAGCUAUAUGCAACAAGGUCGACCUCAAUUUAACCAGGUUCAUACAUCGAGACCAUUCGACUUAUGCUUCGGUUGCGGCAAGUCGGGACAUUGGAGGAGGAAUUGCCCGAAUACCAAACCCACCAAAGAAGGCACAGGCCUCUAAAGAUACCGGAUUCGCAAUACCUGAAUUAAGCGAAAGAGUCGAAAGAGAUCUGGAAUCGGAGAGGGGAGAGAUGAAUCGAUACUUGUCUUUUCAGACGCCAGCCACAUCGGGUGUGGAGCUUGGUCAGCAGAGUGUGGCGGACUCAAAUUCCAACACAUCUGGUCAGAAGAAGAGCAAGGACAUUGACUUCAAAGACACACUCACGAGAGUUUUAGAAGCUUCCCGGGCAGAGAGCACGGUCAAGAAAUAUAAACGUGCAGUAGAAGCAACAUGGAAUGCGUGGUGUAGAAACAGUGGCACGUCAUGUCAAGACUUAUGUCAAGAAAGCAUUGCAAGGUACUUUAUAUUUUUGUUCAAUGGAGGAUCUCCAUAUAGCAAAAUAGAGACAGCUUUUUAUGCUUUAAAAUGGCAAGUUGAUUGUUCAAUUAAUACAAGGAACAGAAGUAACCCUUGCGAAUCUAAGUUCUUGAAAUUGAUUUUAGAAGGGAUCAAGAGGAUCCUAGCAAGACCGGUGAAUAGGAAAGAACCUAUUACCCCUGACAUGCUUUUGAGUAUCGUUCAUAAGUUUGACUCUGGAUCUGUGAAAGAUCUUCGUAAUUGUUCUAUGUUAUUGUUAGCAUAUGCAGGUUUUUUAAGAUUCGAUGAACUUUCCAACAUUAAGCUUAGUGACAUUGAAUUAUUUGACUCUCAUAUGAAAGUUUUCCUUGAGAAAAGUAAAACUGACCAAUUUCGAGAAGGAGCCUGGGUAAUCGUUUCUACCACUGGAAAAGCGACAUGUCCAGUUAAUAUGAUGCGCAGAUAUUUAGAGAGUACACAAUCUGUAUCUAGAGAUGAAAAUGAUUUUGUGUUCAGGCCUCUUACCUUUUGUAAAUCUCAAAAUUGUUACAAACUCAGAAAAGGAAAGAUGUCCUAUUCGAGAUGCAGGGAGAUUUUCAAAGAAGUUCUAGAAGCUAUCGGGGUAAACUCGAAACAGUUUGGGUUACAUAGCCUGAGGGCGGGUGGUGCUACGGCAGCAGCCCAAAUCGGAGUACCAGAUCGCCUAUUUAAAAGGCACGGCAGAUGGGCAUCAGAUUCUUCUAAAGACAGAUAUGUAAAAGAAUCUCUUAAAAUAAGAUGUUUGUUUCAUUAAAUUUGGGUAUUUGAAAUUUAUGCAAAUCAUUGUAAUGUUUUAAAGUUGAUCUCAACAUAUCAUUCCAGCAUUGAUACCCCAGUAAUAAAUUACUGGAUAACUUGAUAAUUUUGUUUAAUGAUUAUCUAUAUGAAUUCAGAAUGAAUAACUAGCAAUAUUGAUAUCCUUUAUACAACAUACCCGUUCUUUAGUCUUGACUUAGAGAGAGCAGAGAAAAUGUCUUGUCCCUGCAGCUGAAGUACGGUGCCUCUCAAGGUAAUAUAAUUCUAAUUUAUUAAUUAUAUAAUGUUUGUUUCUUUUGCAAAGAAAGAGGCUCAAUAGGAAAAUAUUUAUUUCCGGUUGAGCUAGCGAAUUAGGAAAUAAUGAUGUUUCCUAUUGUUGGUUACGUGCUUUGCAUUCCAAGUAUGCAAAUCAGUUGGAGAGGCGGGAAAGUUAAACUGUGUGCAGUCAUGUAAGAGUAGUUUGAAUCAUUGACCGUUUUCAGCACGCAGCGGACAAGUCACGCUUCUAAAAA
Molecule: messenger RNA, 2140 nt
Organism: Lytechinus variegatus (green sea urchin)
Lineage: Eukaryota; Metazoa; Echinodermata; Echinoidea; Temnopleuroida; Toxopneustidae
Product: integrase/recombinase xerD homolog
Exons: 4
Coding region: 106-1626 (506 amino acids)
Biological process (GO): DNA recombination; DNA integration
Molecular function (GO): DNA binding
Source: RefSeq, a predicted model, not a curated record